This is a messenger RNA of Ostrinia furnacalis (Asian corn borer), 3234 nucleotides long. RefSeq names its product protein strawberry notch-like. Bases 158 to 1915 code for a protein of 585 amino acids. Gene Ontology annotation, molecular function: chromatin DNA binding; histone binding. The transcript has 13 exons. NCBI's taxonomy places the organism in Eukaryota, Metazoa, Arthropoda, Insecta, Lepidoptera, Crambidae. Gene Ontology annotation, biological process: regulation of DNA-templated transcription. The record is from RefSeq and is a predicted model, not a curated record. Gene Ontology annotation, cellular component: nucleus.
CGACCGCUCCGACUCCGACCAGAGCGACUCCAACCCCUUCCGCUGCGGCAGCGACAGCGACGACGAACCAUGGCUCUGCCGCAAGAAGAAAGUGUCCAAGAAGAAGAAGGCGCCUCCCAAGAAGAAGGCUUCGUCCACGCAGGACAAGAUAGAGACCAUGCUGGAGCGUAAGAGCACGACUGCUCCCAGCACAGUGACGGUUGCUACGCCUGGUGGACGCACGCUCACCGGCACGCCUGUGGGCACCAACGGGCUCUACUUGGGCCCGGCCCGCAGUCAGCCACCGCCGCGUUCGGCCAUCGAGCGGGCUUGCAGCAUGAAGGAGGAGUUGCUGGCCGCCAUCGAGCGCCUGGGCCGCCGCCUGCCGCCCAACACGCUAGACCAGCUCGUCGACGAGCUGGGCGGCACCGACAACGUGGCCGAGAUGACAGGUCGCAAAGGCCGCGUGGUGCAGACGGAAGACGGCCAGAUUCUCUACGAAAGCCGCUCGGAAGCGGACGUGCCGCUCGAGACCUUGAACCUGACGGAGAAGCAGCGCUUCAUGGACGGAGAGAAGGACGUGGCCAUUAUCUCUGAAGCCGCUUCCAGCGGUAUUUCGCUGCAGAGUGAUAGACGUGCAAGAAAUCAAAGGCGAAGAGUACACAUCACAUUAGAGUUACCCUGGUCAGCUGACAGAGCUAUACAGCAGUUCGGUCGUACUCACCGGUCGAACCAGGUCAACGCGCCGGAGUACAUAUUCCUGAUCUCCGACCUGGCCGGCGAGCGGCGCUUCGCCUGCACCGUGGCCAAGCGCCUCGAAUCGCUCGGCGCGCUCACGCACGGCGACCGCCGCGCCACCGAGACCAGGGACCUCAGCCAGUUCAACAUCGACAAUAAAUACGGUCGCACAGCGCUAGAAGCAGUAAUGAAAGCGAUCAUGAAGUACGAGACACCACUCGUGCCGCCGCCGCGCGACUACCGCGGCGACUUCUUCCAGGACGUGGCGUCGGCGCUGGUCGGCGUCGGGCUCAUCGUCAACAGCGAGGCCGCGCCCGGCGUGCUGCAGCUCGACAAGGACUACAACAACAUGUCGAAGUUCCUGAACAGGAUACUGGGAAUGCCGGUGGACCUGCAGAACAGGCUGUUCAAAUAUUUCACGGACACGCUCACCACGGUUAUGGAGCAAGCCAAGCGCAACGGUCGCUUCGACCUGGGUAUCCUGGACCUCGGCAGCGCGGGCGAGAGCGUGCGCCGCGCGCGCUGCGUGCGCUUCCUGCGCCGCCACGCCACCGGCCAGGCGCCCGUCGAGCUCCACACCGUGCACUCCGAGCGCGGCAUGGACUGGACAGAGGCCCUGGAGAAGUGGUCGGAAGCGGGCAGCCCCAAGGAAGGCUUCUACCUGUCCCAGCACGCGCGGAACAACAAGCACACGUGCGUGCUGUGCCUGGCCGCGCCCUCGCACAAGAAGGAGAAGCUCAGCAAGCGCGAGCUCAUGUUCCACAUAUACAGGCCAAACACAGGGUUGCAGCUGCGGCAAGAGUCGCUGGCUGAGAUCGAGAAGAAGUACAAGAAGGUCGAAAGCGACGAGGCCGAGAGCUCGUGGCGCGCGCAGUACGCCGCGUCGCUGCGCGUCUGCAGCCACGCCUACUGGCGCGGCGUGUGCCGCAACGCCGCCGACUGCGAGGUGGGGCUCCGGCAGCGCACGUACCACGUGCUGGCGGGCUCGGUGCUGGCGGUGUGGGCGCGCGUCGAGAGCGUGCUGGCCGCGCGCAGCCAGCUCAACAAGAUGCAGGUCGUGCGCAUCAAGACCGCGCAGGGACUCAGGAUCGUGGGUACACUCAUCCCAAAGAACUGUGUGGAGCCGCUGAAAGAAGCUCUCUCCUCCGACGCGGUGUCGGUCACCGAGCAGAAGUUCGAAACGGACGCGCUGAAGUGAACUUUCCGGCGUCCGCACUAAGCACACUUUGGCGCGGCCCGCUCAGUUCCUUUCGUUCGCACCAGUAUAAGCUGAUCGGUCGAGCCGGGCUAGGGUAUUAGUUUAAGUUUUCGGCCGCCAUCUUUGAAGAAAUUGAGGUAAGAGACGGUUAUUUCAAACUGUUAUACGACCAGCUAAUCGCUGGAUGAUGUACAUUUUUUUUAAACUUGACUUCAUGUCUUUUAGUUCAGUCUACUAAAAUCUCUCGUUGCUUUUCGAUCUUAAAACAAUUCAAUAAGCUUCAAAUUCGCUUCAAUUUUGGUGGCGACUAAAUUCCCACUACCCACUGGGUAAGCCGGCUCCCUGAUUCAGCCCAAAGAGUUUGAGCCAGUAUUUGGUGUAGAAUGAGGCAGUUGACGGCAGUCAAUUAGGCACGACUGAUAAGGAUAGAGGUGAAGCGGAUAUAGAAUAGUUUUGUACUUGAUGGCUCACGCGUGUGUAGGCCGGCCGCUGGUUUGAGCGUUUUCCCGCCGCGUUUAUUUACUUAGAUCGUUUGUUAACAUAACAUAAUGUUCUUAUAAUGCGAUUAACUUCGCUGGUUCCUGCCCAAAGCAGCGGACGGCCUAUUAGAACUGGUCAGAUAUAUAAUUAUACAGUUUUUCACUCUCCAAAUACUGUAAGAUGUUACAGAAAGUUUUAUAUUAUUAUAUGUAAUUCAAAAAAUAUAUCUACGUAGAGUAGAAACGAAAUCCUAUUAGCCUAUAUCUGCAUGCGUAGAAUAAGGUAAACUAAAUCUGUUUGUCUGUAAAUAUUUUGGCUAUCCUACACGUAAGGAAUUUAUAACACAUGUAACAGGGAUAAGUUAAGGUUAAAGCUGUAUUUACAAUGCUACGGGGCAAUGUGAAUAUAUCUUUAGUGCGUUGACAGUGAAUUCGCACGGGAAAUGGCGAGCUAUAGAUUUAUUUUUGGCAAGAGGGUAGCAGAAAAAAGAAAACAUUAAUAACUCAAGGUUUCUUAAUAAAAAAAAAAGAGUUCGAUAUUUAUUUAGUCGGAAGACUUGAAUAGAAAUGUAGGCACAUCCAGCAGAAAAACUAGAUCACCAAUAAAUUAAAAUACUCUUUAUUGUGAGGUGCCAAAAUGCUAUUUUUCCAAUGUCUUCUGACUGAGUGAUUUAUCGGACUUCGAUGGGCCCGUUUCAUUGUCUACGGUCUUGUAUUCUCUAUUGCCAGAAACAACAACAUCGCGCUUAGGUUUGAGGACCAUCCAUAGACAUCGUGCUUGGUAGAUACGCUCUAGCUAGCCCUAAAAUAAUAAUGAUAACAUAAUUCAUUCAAAACAUA